This is a messenger RNA of Folsomia candida, 1995 nucleotides long. RefSeq lists its product as uncharacterized. The record is from RefSeq and is a predicted model, not a curated record. NCBI's taxonomy places the organism in Eukaryota, Metazoa, Arthropoda, Collembola, Entomobryomorpha, Isotomidae. The transcript has 8 exons. Bases 190 to 1866 code for a protein of 558 amino acids.
CACCCCACUUUCAGAAUCAGUUUUGAGUGGAAGCUCACUCGGACGAGAUUUCAACUUUCACAUCAUCUCAUCCCGACUUGCGUUUUGUUGUCUCACUUUACUCACUUUGAAGUGUGUGUGUGUGUGCCUGAAUCAAUUUAUUGCAUCCUGUUUCAACCACUACUAAGCACUACCUUAAUUACACACAACAUGCCGCGUCGGCAUCAUUUCCACAUCAGUUGUAGGGCCACUACUUCCAUCGUCAUCAUCUUUUGUUCUUUCAUCCUUUCAUGCCAAUUUGCUUCUGCUCAACAACCACGACAAAGUCAACAGAGACAAAAGAGCCAGCCAAGACUGCUUCAAAACCCGGGAUCGUCCUCUUCCUGGGACGUGUACAAUGCAAAUAACGAUUUCCUGUUGCGGGAUCCAAUUAUUGACGACUUUUCAUCGCAAUUGCCGAUAACCAUUGUGAAAUCCACGUCAAUUUCGUCAUCCUCCUCCAAAACAAAUGGGGCAGAAAUUCAGACGAAAAGCAAUCUUCCUUCGCCAACUAGUAAUGGGACACCACUGCGGAAAAACAGUGAUGACGUUAAUCAAAUGCUGGGAACGUUGGAAGAUGAUUUGAUCCAGAUGAUCAAUGAAGAAAACGUAAAACUGGAAAAAUUUAUCAAUCAUAAAAUUCAAAGUUUUGAAGAAAAAUUGAAAGUAUAUGAAAAUUCUACCUUACUUGGAGACAAGCAGUUUGCAGAUUUAUACGUCAGACUUGAAACACUGAGCGAGGUUCAGGAAAACAAUUCCAUGCAAACAUUACGCAGAAGCGAUUCUACAGAAUUUCUCCCACACGGUUUUAAAGACGACGAAGACGACCAAACGCAGCUAGCAAUGGAAUUUGCAAACUGGCUAAACAGCUUUAUACAGGAAUAUGACACGUAUAAAAUAUUUACCCCGAUUGCCAACUCAAUUCAAGCAUUUCGAAAUUCUAAGAAACGAUCCUUUCAACUAGAAAAUCGGAUGCAGAGAAGAUCGUCCGAAUCGGAAUGUGGAGGAAUCGUGUUAGGCGACGCUGGCGAAAUUGCAUUCUCUCCCCCAGAAGAUGACGAGUUUUACCCAUCGAGAUGUAUCUGGACACUUCGUGUCACAUCGCAUCAGCAAAUAGCCUUUAAUCUUAUAGAAGACAACUUCCCCUCGGGCGGACGAGACACUUAUCUCGCCAUACACACUUUGACCUCCAUCCCCAAACUGUAUUUUGGAUUCUUUUCAUUUAAAGAUGCAGGGAACCCGGGCAUAAAAGGGCCUGUUGUUUUACGCCACAAUGACAAAUCCGACACAAUCGUUGACGGUCCAGUAGUUUUCAUCACUUUAGUCUCAUCCAUGGAUAAAAUUGCGCCCAGUUUCAAGCUCAAAUUUGAAUCUAUCGGGCUGAAAAUACCGAUUGAUUCCGUUAGCCCUGUGAAAUAUAACCACUUUCACUACACUGAUCUUGAUGGUGUAAUUGACUACCCAAAAACUUCCUGGUCGUGGCUGUUUGGCACAGGAAAGUGGUACAGAGGACCGGAAAUUGCGACCUUUACCAUUUCACCUCAACAAAAAGAGAAAAUCAACUCCAUUAAUAUUUUCGUGGAUGAUAUUAGCAUUCGUAAAUCACUGUUUUGGGGCGAUUGUGACCAAGACUCGUUAACUUUUUUCAACGCUGCAAACUCUCGUGUGAAGAAAUAUGGAACAAUUUCUGGUAAAGUGGCUGACAAAAAGGGACUUGAUCGAUAUUGCGGAGAUUUUAAGGAAUCCGACCAAAUAACGAGUAAGGAUGGUGAACCGAUUAUUGUCGUGUUUAAGACUGAUCUAAUUGUUGGAGGACAUGGUUUCGAGUUCAGUUGGGAAACCACUUAACCAUAUUAAAUGCAUACAUAUGUUUAUUAUGAGAUUCAUUAUGCCAUGACUGACAAUUAUUCUACAGAUGUGUUUAAAAUCUAGAUACAUACUGAUAAGCUGCAAAUAAAGUGAUUACUUUUGGGCAAU